CAUUAGUACAAAAGAUGUGUAAACACUCUUAGAACAUCUCACCGGCAUGGCUUCUAUCUAGUUCAUUUUUUACUGCUUGUGGAUCCUAUAUUAAGAUUAUUGAAAUACUAAUUAACUUUUUAAGGCGCUUGUUCUUGCUAAUUCAAUAGUAAUCUAUUUUUGAAAUGAUUAGAAUAUGCCAUAAAUACUGCAAAUUUGCAAACUACUCCUUUUAUCGCUCAGAAUUAAAACUUACUAGACGACAAUCAAAUUGCUCUUUCUAUGAAAGGGCUUAUAAUUUGAUUACAAAUCGCCUUGAGGUUAAUACUGAAGAAGAUUUGACUGAAAAGGGAGAAUUAAGGACUUCAGCAGAACUGUUACGUAAUCUAAAUUAUGACCUAUACGAACUAUUCGAAUGCCCUUUUGUUCUAUUAUUGAAUGAAGACUCUAUCCUUCAAAGUGUCGCGAAGCUGGAACAAACUAAAUUUCAACGUAGUAUACCAUUUCUAUGGCUUUGUCAUAAUACACCAUCACCUUCUCUUCAUUCAAGACUUAAAAAGUAUACCAAAUCAAUGAUGGACUAUAAUAGUAAUAUAUCACUUUGGAGGGAUAAACUAAAGUUAACUGAUUCUGAACUAUCUGGCCUCUUUAUAAACAACAGACGAUUGUUUCAGUUGACUAAAGAUAAAAUUCCGAAUAAAACAUCAAUAAUCAAAAAAUGUAAUAAACUGGAAUUACUUUUGAACGAUGGUUACGAAUUAGAUGAAAUUAAACGCCAUAGUUUUGUGUUAACGAAUCCUACUGUUGAAACUCUCGAACAGCGUUUAAAAGAAUUAGAAAAAUUAAACAUACAACCAAAACCUCCUAUAGCAUGGCUAUCUCAGGCUAAAUCAGUUUAUGAGUCGCUUGUUAAUAAUUUUAGGACCGAAGAACAAAAAAUGGAGAAAAUUUCCGAAGAACUUAAUAUUGACUUAACACAACUCUUGCUGCUUGAGACAUGGAAUAAUAUGUCAGCUACGAAUUACAGAGAGAAAUUAAAAUUUUUUAUAGACAAGGGAUAUAGUAUCGAUCAAUUAAUUGAUUACCAGAGAAUUGGAUUAUUUUCGUUAGAUACAAUCAAGAAGAGCUAUGAAGAACUAGAAAACCUUGGAUCUGACUUUAUAACACUAGAGGUACGUUUCUGAAAAUUGUAAUAUGUCGUGAAAACUAUUUUGUGACACUUCCAAUUUCAGUCACUUGCCCAUUACUGUAAGCACAAUAAAUUGUCUUUCGUGAGGAGAAGAACUGCAAACAAAUUAUUUAAAAUUCUCGAAUGUAAUGCAGAAGAUACCGUUGAGUUAGAUAAAGAGAGGAGAGUUUUGUUGGUACAAAAAUUCACAGUUCUAGAAUGCAAUAGGACGUUGUUAUUGAAACGAAAUUUUCAAUUAGAUGAUUUAAGAAAGUGCCCCCUACCCUUAGGACACGCAACUAAAGUGUUAGAAGAGCAUUUGGACAAGAUAGAAAGGGAAGAUAUAGUAAAGAAAUGGAUGAGGGAAGGUGAAAGAUUAAAAAUUCUGAAUUAUUUACAAUAUUCAAUAGAAAAAAGUGUUAAUUUUCAAAGUUCAGCAGUUUUACACGAUGAUUUUAACGUUGAUGAUUAAAAUAUCGAGUACAUUGUUAAUAAUUUCGUUCUUAUUCUAGUGAAAUUCUAAACUGGCGAGAAAAUAAAUUUAUAGAGCACUACAGGAAAUUUAUUGCUCUUUUGCAUAAAAUGUGUUAAGCAAAAGGCAGUAAUUUAAAGGAUAUUAAGGCGCUUUCAUGAACAUUAUCUUACCUAUUUACUUAAGAAAUACAUGAAAAAGUAUUUAAUUAUAUAUAUAUACUACGGCGUAAACUUUAUUAGUAUAAUGGAAAUAGCCGAAUUAAGUCUAUCAACAGUUCUCCCUUUACAUCUAAUACGUUUUUGCUUCACCUUGCAAUAGCCUCAAAUUAAAAAGACUUAAAGGUUGGACGCAUGCUUUUUAUAGACUAAAUAAAUGUACCAAUUACACGAUAAGAAGAUAUUACGUAUUCCUUUGAUAUAGUAAUCUUUCUUCGAAAAUCUAAAAAAGAAAAAACUGACCCUUUUUAUAAAUUACAAAACACUAAAAGAAAAGGGAUUAAAAAAAAACAAAGAG
This is a messenger RNA of Dimorphilus gyrociliatus, 2135 nucleotides long. NCBI's taxonomy places the organism in Eukaryota, Metazoa, Annelida, Polychaeta, Dinophilidae. The record is from the annotation of a GenBank genome assembly.